AUGGAGGUCCAGUGGGUUGGGGUUGAACCCCCGAGGCUGGGCCCUCCUCGCACAGCCGUCGGCCUGGUAUUCUCUAUACUGCUUGGUAUGUGGUCUGCUCAGGGCCUUGAGAUGUCUGUAGGGAAGAUCCCCUUUCUGGAGGCAGUGAAUGGCAGCACAGUAAUGUUGCCUUGCAUAUAUUCCAGCUGUAUCGGCAUCAAGAACCUCUACUUCAACUGGCAAUUCAAUGACAACGGCACCAUGCAGAAGGUGUGUGAGUCUGUGAUACCGUCAGAGGGGGUGGUGCCACAGGUGAGUAUAUAUCGAGACCGGGUGGAGUUUGUGGGGAAAAACCAUGGCAACAACAUCUCCAUCCUGCUGUGGAACAUCACCUUCGAGGAUGGAGGCCAGUACACUUGUUUUGGACGCAACCCCAAAGAGAAGGGCAAGAACCACAGCGCCAUCUUCAGACUCAUCGUGGUGGACGAAUUGAGGGUGGUGGACAACACGCUGGCCACCAUAAUAGCCUCAGCCGUGGGUGGAGCCAUCGCUUUGAUAAUGGGCUUCAUGUUGCUCAAGAACUUCACUCUCUUUGUUCUUGCCAAGCUUGAGGAGAAAAAUAAGGAGUGCCUUGUAACUUCAUCAGGGAUCGACAACACAGAAAAUGGCCUCUCAGGAUCCAAAGCUGAUUCAAAACCAACACCAAAAAAGAAAUGA
Molecule: messenger RNA, 696 nt
Organism: Chelmon rostratus (copperband butterflyfish)
Lineage: Eukaryota; Metazoa; Chordata; Actinopteri; Chaetodontiformes; Chaetodontidae
Gene: scn4bb
Product: sodium channel, voltage-gated, type IV, beta b
Exons: 5
Coding region: 1-696 (231 amino acids)
Biological process (GO): regulation of sodium ion transmembrane transporter activity; regulation of ventricular cardiac muscle cell membrane repolarization; cardiac muscle cell action potential involved in contraction
Cellular component (GO): membrane; voltage-gated sodium channel complex
Molecular function (GO): sodium channel regulator activity; transmembrane transporter binding
Source: RefSeq, a predicted model, not a curated record